Molecule: messenger RNA, 2151 nt
Organism: Photinus pyralis (common eastern firefly)
Lineage: Eukaryota; Metazoa; Arthropoda; Insecta; Coleoptera; Lampyridae
Product: ATPase WRNIP1-like
Exons: 4
Coding region: 695-2095 (466 amino acids)
Biological process (GO): DNA-templated DNA replication; regulation of DNA repair
Cellular component (GO): nucleus
Molecular function (GO): enzyme activator activity; DNA binding; ATP hydrolysis activity
Source: RefSeq, a predicted model, not a curated record
AUUUGGGGAGCCAAUAAUCGCAUGUUAUGAAUUUUACAUUGAAAUCCCUAUGAUGCGUUGCGCAAGUCACCACCCUGUAUACAAUUACAGUAUCAUACAAUUUUUGUUGACCAAGUUAAAUUCAUAUCACAAUCACUUCAACACACACCACUUUGACCAGGAUUCACCUACACCGUUGAGUGAAUUCACUCAACGCCUACACUAUAUAGGUCGAAGCGAACCCACAUCAAUGAAUCGGCAGUCGGACCGCGCUAACCUGGGGUGCAUCGAUUAAUUCGUUCCCACAUGUGUUUCUUAUUUAACGUAUGUACAGCGUGUCCUAGGCCAGGUAGAAUGCACCAUAGGAAAACAGCAAUGUAUUUUUUCGGGAAGGAUCCACGAGGCCUUUGAAAUUAGCGUGCACGUACUACUCCAAUCUUUUUCUAGCAUCAGGCAAGCGCAAUAACGUACGUUGACGCUAACUUCAAAUACACAUCAAGGCCUCGUGGAUUCUUUAUUCUUUGUGAAAAAAUACAUUAAUUCUGUUUGCCUAUGGUGCGUUCAAUCUGGGACACACGGUAGGUCUGUCGAAUGCUGUGCACGAUAAGUAAGCCACACCCUGUAUAUAUUGUGUUGUGAUUGGCCACUCCUUAUUCCCUGUUAUUUUCAAAUUUUUGAGGUUACAGUAACAUCUAACCAUAAAAAAUAAUUUGUAAUGGAAAUUUGCCCGGUAUGUUUUAAAGAAUUUCCAACAAAUGAAUUAGAAAAUCAUGUGGAAACAUGCCUCUUUCUUCAUUCCUCUGAUACCAGUUCAGAACCCAAUCGUACUCGGGGAAGAAAACGAACUUCAGUACUUCCGUGCAAUGGUGGCCCCUCAACAAGUAAGCAUGCUAAACUCCAAUCAAUUACAAACCCUCUUACAUUUAAAAGACCUUUACCUCUGGAAAUGCAACCAUCCAGUCUUGACAACUUUUUUGGUCAUAGCGAAAUUUUGGGUAAGGGAUCAGAAUUAAGGUCUCUUUUACGUAAAGGUGAAGUUCCCAAUAUGGUGUUAUGGGGCCCACCUGGAUGUGGUAAAACAUCUCUCGCUAACAUAAUUCGAGGGAUGUGUGAGAAAACUUUCACUAAAUUGCGAUACAUCGGAACAUGUGGAGUAAACUGUGGUGGAAGAGACUUGGAAAAGAUAAUUAUGGAAGCAGAAAAAGCGGUGAAGUUAGGGCUGCACAUGGUUGUAUUUAUAGAUGAAAUACACCAACUCAGUAAACGGCUACAAGAUGUACUGUGGGAAUACAUUUUAAGAGGGACACUAACGCUCAUAGGGGCAACUACAGAGAAUCCGUCCUUUUGCAUAAAAAGUGCAUUAUUAAAUUUACUUCGUGUGAUAGUGAUGCAGAAGCUGAAACGUAGUGAUUUGAUAGCAAUUCUGGAAGAUACCACUAGGCAAUUAUCCAUAAAUGUUGUACAUAACAAAUUAUUUCAAGGCACAAAUUGCAAGAGGCCAGUUAUUACUCAUUCUGACAUUACGUGGUUGGUAGAUACAAGUGAUGGGGAUGCAAGAAUUGCUCUGAACAAUCUGCAGCUUAUGUUAUGUCAUGAUGGUUAUGGUAGCAUAAAAUCGGAAAUGAAGAAAUCGCAUAUGAUGUAUGAUCGUAGGGGAGAGGAGCACCACAACACAAUUGCAGCAAUGCAUGAAUCAAUCCGAGGUUCAAACGAUAAUGCCGCCAUAUACUGGACAGCAAGGAUGCUAGUGAGUGGAGAGGAUCCAUUAUUCAUAGCUCGUCGAUUGGUACGUGCAGCAAGCGAGGAAAUGGGAAAUUCAGAUCCUAACUCGUUGCAACUUGCUGUUAGCACAAUGCACGGCUGUCAAUUGUUAGACAGAGGUGAUAGGGAGGUUUUAUUGGCCCAGUGUGCCCUUUAUCUCGCACGUGCGCCCACUUUGAAGAGAGAGUACUUUAGGUUAGAAAAAGUCAAGCAGGUGAUUGCUGAUUGUCAUGGUCCUCAACCCAGUGUGCCUUUCCAUUUACGGAAUAUUCCUGAAAAACUGUUAGCAGAAUUAGGAGUUGAUAAUAAAAGAAGCUUCAUGCCUGAAGGAAUGGAACAUCUAAAAUUUUAUUAGUGUAUGCAAAACACGGAUAUAUGUUAAUUUAAUAUAAAUAUAUUGGUAAAAGCGUU